Lodderomyces elongisporus is the source of this 594-nucleotide messenger RNA. RefSeq lists its product as uncharacterized. Bases 1 to 594 code for a protein of 197 amino acids. NCBI's taxonomy places the organism in Eukaryota, Fungi, Ascomycota, Pichiomycetes, Serinales, Debaryomycetaceae. The record is from RefSeq and is a predicted model, not a curated record. The transcript has a single exon.
AUGAUUAUUCCUUUUAUUAUUCCACUACAAAAAAGAUGGGGGAGAUUUGGUGGUGGCAGUUCUAGCCAUAGUUCAGGUCUGAGCUCAUCAAGCCAUAGUUCAGGUCUGGGCUCAUCAAGUCAUAGUUCAGGUCUGGGUUCAUCUAGUUCUUAUCGAGGGGGUUCAGGAACAGCCGCUGGGGGUGCAGCUGGUGCUGGCGCAUAUGCUGCUCAUGCACAUGGUGGCGGUUCCAAUGGAAACGAGGAUGAUGGAGAUUGGGAUCGCAGAUGGCUUUUGAUGUUGUUGAUUCUUGUUCCAAUCAUAUUGCUCUUCAUAUACUUGUGGUACCGUUCACGCAAAAGAAAACAAAGAGCUCGUGAUAUUGAGCAAUCUGCACAGACUGGUGUAUACGAUCACAAUUCACCGUACACGCUUAAUGGUGACUACGGUGACUACGGUGGGUAUAAUACUACUACUACUAUUAAUGGAAACAGCAAGGAAGUUGGAACACCACAAGCCAAAGAUGGUGUUGUGAAUUCAGCUGGUCUGAACGAAUUUAACAAUUUCGAACGACCAACGGGUCCACCACCACCACCAGCUUAUUUACGUGAUUAG